Messenger RNA from Penaeus monodon (black tiger shrimp), 505 nucleotides. RefSeq lists its product as uncharacterized. The transcript has 3 exons. Lineage: Eukaryota; Metazoa; Arthropoda; Malacostraca; Decapoda; Penaeidae. The record is from RefSeq and is a predicted model, not a curated record. Bases 112 to 453 code for a protein of 113 amino acids.
CAGCAACACAAUCGAAGGUUUACUUCGGGCUGAGGAUCGCAACCUCCCGCGCUCAGUCGUCUCUCUUCCAGGGAGCGCCACGCACGCCAACGCUCCUUCCUUGCUUGGGUGAUGCCGUGGCUCACGGUCCUCGUGGUGCUGGUGGCGAGUGCCCUCCCGCGCCCCGUCCUGGCAGGGGAACGCUCCGUCGGCUACGUACUCGGCGGUGGAAUGGGCAACAUGCUGCUGGCCAAAGACACCAGACUCUCUGCAAGCCAGACAUUGCUGGGAGACAUAGAUGGCUCUUCAGUUUGUAUAUGCCGGACAUACUGCAUAUUGAAAGUAGGCUGCAAAGGAGUGUCAGCGACGCCUGUUGACGAUCACUUCUUGUGCAGAAUGGUCGGGAAAACAGUAGAUAGAAAUGUAUUUGUAAAUUCUCCUGGAGCGACGUUUAUUUUCUGGGAAAGUACGUAAGACUCUCCUGGUGCUUCAUUUAUUUCCUGAGAAAAUACACAUAACUAUCUUC